AUGAGGGGCUUGGUGGUGCUGCUUUGCGUGGUGGCGACGGCAAAUGCCGUCUCCUUCUUCGACCUACUCAAGGAGGAGUGGAACGCCUUUAAGAUGGAGCACAAGAAGGAGUACAGGAGCGAGAUCGAAGACAGGUUCCGGAUGAAGAUAUACGCCGAGAACAAGCACAAGAUAGCGAAGCACAACCAGCGCUUCGCCCAGGGCCUUGUCACUUACCGCCUGAAGCUUAACAAGUAUUCCGACAUGCUGCACAUCGAGUUUGUGCACACCAUGAACGGCUUUAACAGGACCGUGAGGAGCAACCAUACCCUCUACGGCAAGGGCUCAGAGCACCGCAGCGCCACCUUCCUGCCGGCGGCGAACGUCCGCUACCCGGAGCAGGUGGAUUGGCGCGAGCAGGGGGCCGUCACCGACGUCAAGGACCAGGGCAGGUGCGGCUCCUGCUGGUCAUUUAGCACGACCGGCGCAUUGGAGGGCCAACACUACCGCAAGACCGGCAAACUGGUCUCCCUCUCGGAGCAGAACCUGGUGGACUGUUCGACCGCUUACGGGAACGAUGGCUGCAACGGCGGCAUGAUGGACAACGCCUUCAAAUACAUAAAGGACAACCGCGGGAUCGACACUGAGCGCAGCUACCCCUACGAGGCGGUGGACGACAAGUGCCGUUACAACCCCAAGAACUCCGGUGCCGAGGACGUGGGCAUCGUGGACAUCCCUAGCGGCCACGAGGAGAGGCUGAUGCAAGCGGUGGCAACCGUGGGGCCCGUUUCUGUAGCCAUCGACGCAUCUCACGACAGCUUCCACCUCUACUCUGACGGCGUCUACUACGAGGAGAACUGCUCUACCGACAACCUGGACCACGCGGUGCUGGUGGUAGGGUACGGCACCGAUGAGAACGGUGGCGACUACUGGCUGGUGAAGAACUCCUGGGGCCUCUCUUGGGGCGAACAGGGCUACAUCAAGAUGGCGCGGAACCGCGACAACAACUGCGGCAUCGCUAGUGUCGCCUCCUACCCCCUCGUC
This is a messenger RNA of Iphiclides podalirius (scarce swallowtail), 1023 nucleotides long. NCBI's taxonomy places the organism in Eukaryota, Metazoa, Arthropoda, Insecta, Lepidoptera, Papilionidae. The record is from the annotation of a GenBank genome assembly.